Punica granatum (pomegranate) is the source of this 951-nucleotide messenger RNA. The record is from RefSeq and is a predicted model, not a curated record. NCBI's taxonomy places the organism in Eukaryota, Viridiplantae, Streptophyta, Magnoliopsida, Myrtales, Lythraceae.
CUUGCCGUGCCUUCGGAGCGAGCUGCGAAUGCAGAAGGACGCAAGGAAGAGUAUGUGAUGGCGUCGGAGAUAGUGGCUGCUGACGAGAACGGCGGCGGUGGCGGCGAUGCAGGAGGAGGAAGCCGGAGCCACUGGUUAUGGGCCCUCGGCGGCGCUACCCAGAUCGGCUGGGGAAUCUCAUCCUUCUUGAGAGGUUACGCCGGCGACUGUCGCUUCAUGCCCUUCAAGGCCUUCUCCAUCGCUUCUCUCUUCGUCGGCGGCGCUGCCUCAGCUUCCUUCGCCGGCCUCCAGGCCUCCGGCAUCCGCAAGGUUGAAGACCUCAUGGAAGUGGGUGCAAAUAUAAGAACAAGCCUUGGUAUUCCUCCGAGAGCACGAGCCAAUAGUGUGAAAACAGAAGACUCACAAUGGAACUCAACAGCAUAAAUGACACAGCACUGAUGCAGGCUUUAGAUUAAUCUUUAUGAAGUCGCUCCGGAGGAGUAGAGAGAGACGCGAAAGGACAUCACCAAAUGAAGAAUGUUCAAGCAUUUCUCUGCUGCAUGUAGAUUCUUCUUUUAUGAUCCAUCUCGUGCUUUCAUGCAUCUUGCUAUGGAACUUUUCUAUCAGAGUCCAACUCACGGUGAUUGGGACCUGACCACAAGGUUCGAGCCACAUUUUGUUUUUUAGAGUCGGGAAUUUUGGGAUAGUUUCUCAACACAUGCUCUCCCCUGGUCAAUUAUAAAUGGAGUCUGCCUUUCUCCUCCCCUUGAAUUGGUGUUAAGGCUUGCGCUACCUUGUUUCAUGUUUAAUGAGAUGGGUUAGUUGUAUUGGAGGGAUGCGUCAUCGAUUCCAUAAUUUAACUAAUGUUUCCGAGUCACAGAGGAUCUAGAGGAAACUCGUGUCUCUGAAUAAGGUGACGUGAUAUUGAAAAUUGGAUGGAGAAAUCAAUGAUUGAUUUUCAUAGAAUUUUUC